Messenger RNA from Grosmannia clavigera kw1407, 720 nucleotides. Its product is annotated as arp2 3 complex subunit. Gene Ontology annotation, molecular function: actin filament binding. Gene Ontology annotation, cellular component: Arp2/3 protein complex; cytoskeleton. The transcript has 3 exons. The record is from RefSeq and is a predicted model, not a curated record. Bases 1 to 720 code for a protein of 239 amino acids. NCBI's taxonomy places the organism in Eukaryota, Fungi, Ascomycota, Sordariomycetes, Ophiostomatales, Ophiostomataceae. Gene Ontology annotation, biological process: Arp2/3 complex-mediated actin nucleation; regulation of actin filament polymerization.
AUGGGGGGACAGACGGCCCAAACUGCCAAAGCGAACAGCAUCACGGUGACCAACGUUGCGCUUCAGCCAUCUCGCCACCAGAACCGGGCAGUCGCCGACCAUCUUUCGCCUCGCAACAGACCAACGGAGACCAUGCCGGCCUACAACUCCGUCUUCAACAGCGAUCCCGCCAUUGCGGAGGGCCGCAUGGUGGGCAACAUACCGCUGCUGCCGCUGCGCACCAAGACGCGCGGGCCAGCCUACGUGCUCCCGGCCGCGGUGCCACCGCUGCCGCUGAGCGAGGCGCCCGAUCCAGACAGCGAGAGCUACGACAUCCUGGACGAGAUCCUCGCCCUCUUUCGCGCCAACACGUUCUUCCGCAACUUUGAGAUCCAGGGCCCGGCUGACCGGCUGCUCGUCUACGGAAUCUGGUUCGUCAGCGACUGCCUGACCAAGAUCAAGCCGGGUGCCAGCCUGCGCGAGGCCACCAAGGACGUCACCAAUCUGGCGCUCGACACCAACUUUGCCAUUCCGGGCGACCCGGCCUGGCCGCUGAACCAGAUGUACGAACCGCCACGAGACCGACAGGAGUCCGAAGUCCUUCGACAGUACCUCUCACAGGUUCGCCAGGAACUCGCUCAGCGGCUGCUCGCACGCGUAUACGAUGCCGAGGGCGACGGCAAGCCCAGCAAGUGGUGGCUCAGCUUCACCAAGCGGAAGUUUAUGGGCAAGGCUCUGUAG